AUGUCGGCAGAUGUGACUUUCGACAUCGUCACGGCCAGCAUCUGCGCCGCCCUCAUCAUCGUCCGUUGCGGGUACCGCAUCUUGUUGCGAUGCAAGGUCCACGAUACCUGCCACCGGAUGUGGCACGUCGACGACGCUUACAUGGCCUUUGCGCUUCUGCCGCUCAUCGGCCGCACGACCUGCAUCUCGCUCUCCUUCUACCUCAACCCGACGCACACGUAUGAUCCCGCCACCGAAGAGGCAGCGGCGGCGCGGAAUCUCAGCGUCGAGAAACUCGCAGAGUAUUACGUCAUCUCACACAAGUUGCUGAUCCCAGCUCGCAUAUUCUAUGCAUUAUUCCUAUGGUCGUUGAAGCUUUGCCUGCUCAACUUUUACUCUCGCUUCGUGGACAUCUUUGGAUGGGGCAAAGCUGUCACGAAUGCUCUUUGGUGGUUUAUUGUUGUUACGUUUUUUGUUAUCUUGAUACCCACUCUAGCGGAAUGUCGGCCACUCUACUUUAAGGUGCAGCUCGUACUAUUGUUCAGCAUCGCAGGCGUUGUUGUUGUCAUUACCAUCCUGCGACUACCAAUGAUACUGAACCAGGCAGUAUCACAGAGAUCUCGCUCCAUGUGGGCAUCCAUAGAGAUACUCUGCGCUUGUAUCGUCGCAAAUACGGCCUUCUUUUACGCGUUGUUGAAAGACUACCAGCGUGGCCACGACACUCGGGGGGUAGGCUCGAGUUAUGUGCAACAGCCCGACUACUACAUGCAAGCGAUCCCUUCGCCAGAGUUGCGAAGGGGCUGCUCGGCGCGCUCCGACGGUUUGGAGGUGCCAGACCACUGGUCAAGGGAGAGCAGAUCGAAUCUCUCCAUGAUCUCAACUCUCUCGUCCUGGACCUUCGGCGGGCUAUGCAUCCUCUCCGCCCUACCAUUCACCGGCGUCCCGUUCCCUAGCCGACGCGCCGCCGAAUACUACGCCGGCAAGAGCGAAUGGAUGUCGCAAAUCUCAGGCCGGCGCCUCACCCCCACACAAGCCGGGUACGCCGGCGCAGCUUUCCGCAUCGCCGUCGGCGCCGCCGUCAUUGUCCCCGAGACGAGGGAGCCCGCGCUGCUCUUCAACGGAGCGGUGGUCGCGUACGGCACCGUCAGGGCGGCCCUAGAUAGGCGGCCGAUGAUCCCGCAGUGGGGGAUGCUGGCGGCCAUUGCGGUUUGUCUCGGUCUUGGGCGCUUGUCGCAGGCCAAGAUCACUUGA
Colletotrichum orchidophilum is the source of this 1230-nucleotide messenger RNA. RefSeq lists its product as uncharacterized. The record is from RefSeq and is a predicted model, not a curated record. The coding region runs from base 1 to 1230 and encodes 409 amino acids. The transcript is spliced from 5 exons. Lineage: Eukaryota; Fungi; Ascomycota; Sordariomycetes; Glomerellales; Glomerellaceae.